AAUUGAUUCUUCUAAUUCUUUACCAGCCCAAGCAAGAUUUUUGGUUUUACAGGACCAUUUGCAAAUUAAAACAUCAAGAAAGAAGAUAUUCUGGGUUUAUUACCCACCUAACCCCGAGGUGGCCAGGCGUUAAACAAAUAUGUCUUUCAAAAUUAUUGACAGAAUUCUUUUACAGAAAAAAGUAUUCAAGAGGAAUAAUUGGAGAAUAGUGCUGCUAGACUACAGAGAAGCAAGGAGUACAUACAUUGCGUUUAUAGAUCCUCUGGAGAGUAUGCAGCAUCUCAAGCUUCUGGAAUCUCAAUCGUCAUUGUCAGUGGAUAUCUCUGAUCUUCUGUUUAAAAGACUCUUUCGCAAAGCCUCUUGGUUUCUUUUCGUCUCUUCAGCGGCUAUACCACAGAUUAAGCUUCAAUGGGGAUCUUCUUGCUGGAGAUUCAUUUUCUUCCUUGGUCUGAAGAAAAUAAUUAGUGAUGUUCUUUUUCUUUCCUAUUUUCCUCGUUACAGCAUCAAGUCCAUGCCUGAACUAAGGAUCUCAGACCUCAAAUCAGAAGACUCCAUGGCUCUGCAAAUCUUCUGGAAACUCAUCUCACCACCAGUGGGGAGAGGCUCCUCUAAUGGAUUUUUCUGGCUCUGUUCAGUGUCGAUUGGUCUCUUGGGGAGGCUCCCUCUUGGUUUCCUGGCUUUCUGUGGGCUCCUAUUUUUUCCUUCUUGGAUCUGGGCUUUAAUAGCUAUAUGCCGCUGGAUGUUAUCUUCCUAUCUGAUCAGAACUCUUUACUUCUAUGAAGGGAUCUUGCUGGAUAUUCAUCUUCUUCAUCCAUCUCAGCUUCCAGUUGCCUUCUGCAUUGGAUUUCUCUGCAACAGGUUGCACUUCGCUGGAUAUUCAUCUUCAAUCAGGUUCGAUGAAGGAGAGUAUAUGGCAGAAAGCUUGGAAGUCUUCACAGUGGUUCAGAGAUUUUUUCUGAUUUUCGUUCUGAGACUAGUCAACUGCCUAGCAAUGGGGUUAGCAGAUCAGGCGCUUGAUCAGCUUGCCUUAUCCGUCUAUAUAAUUAUCAUAUCAGCUGUUUUUUCAGUUGACCAAUCAAAUCAAAGCCUUAUCAGAUUACAGGCUUUUCAACUGUCCUUAUCUGAUCAGAGCUUUUAUCAAGAUCAGAGCACCAGGCCUUAUCUGAUAAGCUUUGCUUUUAGCUUAAAUGCCUUCAGCUCAAUUCUCUCAGCUUACUAUGGCUCGCAGCUCAUGCUCCCAGCUCAUCCUUUCAGGUUACAAUUAGGGGUGUCAAACUUGUCGGCUUAA
This is a messenger RNA of Ilex paraguariensis (yerba mate), 1288 nucleotides long. The record is from the annotation of a GenBank genome assembly. Lineage: Eukaryota; Viridiplantae; Streptophyta; Magnoliopsida; Aquifoliales; Aquifoliaceae.